This is a messenger RNA of Nannizzia gypsea CBS 118893, 1572 nucleotides long. Its product is annotated as dimethylaniline monooxygenase 1. Lineage: Eukaryota; Fungi; Ascomycota; Eurotiomycetes; Onygenales; Arthrodermataceae. Gene Ontology annotation, molecular function: N,N-dimethylaniline monooxygenase activity; NADP binding; flavin adenine dinucleotide binding. Bases 1 to 1572 code for a protein of 523 amino acids. The transcript has 4 exons. The record is from RefSeq and is a predicted model, not a curated record.
AUGGGGCUGAAAGUGGCCAUCAUUGGAGCCGGAAUAUCCGGCCUGGCAUCGUUAAAGACAUGCCUGGAGAACGGUAUCACAGAGGUCACUGUCUUUGAAGCGCGAGACGUCAUCGGCGGGCAGUGGAAGUACCAGGAGCCUGACCCUGAGACUGGCGAGACAGCCUCGUCCAUAUACGACAAUGUGAUACUCAACUCGUGCCGUGAUACCUCGUCCUUCAGUGACUUCCCCAUUGACCCGGGCAGAUAUCCCGAUUACUUUGGCCAUCGCCAGUUCCUGCAGUACAUACACGAGUAUGUCGACCACUUUGGGCUGGCAGGGUUUGUCAAGUUACGGACGAAGGUCAUCUCCUGCAGGCAGCAGCAGCAGGACAAGAAAUGGACUGUCGCCUACCAAGAGCAAGGCCAUGACCCGGUAGAGGCAGUUUUUGACGCUGUCCUUGCAUGUACCGGGACGCUGUCCAAGCCAAUGAUACCGGACUUCAAAGGCAGAGACACAUUCCGGGGCGAGCUCUUCCACAGCCACACGUAUCGAAAGCCGGCCAGGUUUGAGGGCAAGAGAGUUGCCAUUAUUGGGUUUGGUAACUCGGCGGCCGACCUGUCUUCUGAAAUCAGCACGGUAGCUACAGAAGUGCAUUUGAUCACUCGCAGGGGCGGAUGGGUGAUUCCACGUUAUGUCCUGGGCAAACCGGCCGAGGCGUACGACAGCCGAGUGUUCGAGACCAUUCUUCCCAAGCGGGUCUCGGAAUGGUGUCAGAUGAAGCUAUGCGAUGCCGUCAUGGGCUCGCUGCCCGAGGAAAUCAAGCCACAACAUUCGCUCUUCCAGGCCAACCUGACAGUUCGAAGCGACCUGCUGGAGAACAUCCGAACCGGCCGAAUCACUCCUCACAGGGCCGGUGUUGACAAGAUAACAGAGCAUACCAUUGUGCUCACCAAUGGGACAGAGCUAGAGGUAGAUGUCAUCGUCUGUUGCACGGGCUAUGACAUCCACCUACCAUACCUGUUGAAUGAGUACUAUCGGAUGCAAGAGAAGGACAGCGUGUUGCCAGCCAGAAACAGUCUUAACUUGUACAAGCUUGUUGCCGCACCGAGACACCCGAAUCUCUUUUGUAUCGGAUACGUGCAUCUUGAGGGCCCUCUCGUCCCCGUCGCCGAGGCGCAGGCGAGAUGGGCCGUAGGAGUACUUACGGGCCAUGUUACGUUGCCUUCUGCAGAGGAGAUGGAGAGAUCGAUCCAUACGUACCAGGAGGAUCUAGCUUCUAAGAUGGUUUCUUCAGACAGGCAUACGACCAUAGUCAAGUAUCUUCCGUACUGCGACGACCUGUUCAGCCAGUUAAACGCAGCACCGACCUUCUGGCGCCUGUUCCAGCGCAUCUUUACUUCUCGUCCCUUGCAGGCUUACAGGGUGCUAGUUGCAGUGUACUUUGGCCUUAAUUCGCCUGCUCAGUACCGGCUGUUUGGUCGUGCAGGGAAGCCUGAGCUGGCGGCCGAGAUACUGCUGCGGCUGUCCAGGGGUGACAGCACGAUGACCGAAGAAGAAAAGAAGUAUAUCCGGAGCACGGCCCAGGUCUGA